Molecule: messenger RNA, 3451 nt
Organism: Dermatophagoides pteronyssinus (European house dust mite)
Lineage: Eukaryota; Metazoa; Arthropoda; Arachnida; Sarcoptiformes; Pyroglyphidae
Biological process (GO): G protein-coupled receptor signaling pathway
Cellular component (GO): membrane
Molecular function (GO): G protein-coupled receptor activity
Source: RefSeq, a predicted model, not a curated record
UUGUUCAUCGUCGUCAUCAUCAUCAUUAACAACUUCGAUGAUAAAAUAUCAUCAACAACAACAAUGUCUUUAUAAUCAAUCAUGGCGAAAAUGUGUUAAAUCAAGAAAAUCUACUUCGACAAUUAUGACUUCCAAUGAUGAUGACAAUAAUAAUAAUCGUGGUAAUGAAUGGUUAACAAUGGUGGUUAAUAAAUGUUGGCCAUCGACAGCAACAAUAAACAGAUGUCAAAGUGUUAAACGACAACAACAACAGAAAAUGAAUUUUCUAUUCUUGAUGAUAAUGUCAUUAUUUCAAUUAAAAUCAUCUUUUUUGAUAAUGUCCACCAUGUUAAUGAUGAUGAUGAUGAUGAUGGUGAUGGCCAAUGAUAAUAUUAGUCAACCAUCAUCGAAUUCAUCAUCAUCGAUACAAUCGAUACAAUCGAUAUUGCCAACAGAAUAUUUUUAUGCUCAAGAUAAAUUAUCGGAUUUUCAGGUUGAAAAAUUUUAUUCAAAAAAAUUUAAUUUCCAAAAUAAUAAAACUAUUAAAAAUGAAAAUUCUAGUCUACAUCGUCAACCAUCAUCAACAUUAUCAUCAUCGUCGAAGAUGAUGACCAUCAAUAAUCGUCAACAACAGCAUAGUUUAUCAUUGUUAACGCCCAAUGAUGAUAAUAUCACUGCUUUAAAAUAUCAACUGCCAAAUAUAAUGAUUAAUCAAAAUCAACAAAAUGAUGAUAAUAAUCAUAGGCUACCUGAAGAUCCACAUCAAAAUGAUGAUUAUUCACAAUGGUUAAGGCCUGUUUAUAUUCCACCCAAACGUUCAUCAUCAUCAUCAUCAUCGUUGAUGGAAACAAAUCAAACAGCAUCAUCAAUUUUAUUGUUUGGUUCGGAUAUGAUUCAAUCAUCAUCAUCUUCGUCGUCGACUAUUUCCACAUCAAAUACAUCCAUCCAUAAUAAUAAUGAUAAAAAUUACAAUUAUUUAUUUAAUAAAACAUCAAAUUUACAAUUACAAAAACAACAACAAUUUAAAUUUGAAUUAAAAGAUGAACAAUGGGUUGCACCAAUUAUUGCAUUAUCAACAUUAAAUAUGUUGGUUAUUUUUGCAUUCGAAUGUUUUGUUAUUUAUCGAGCUUGUCGAACAUGUCCAUCAAGACGGCAUUUAUUUUUAGGACAAAUGUUAUUAUUCGGUCUAUUUCUUUCAUCAGCAAUGGGCCUAACAUUCGUACCAAAACCAACAUGGUUAAGUUGUACAAUGAUACGUUUAGGUUUCGGAAUUAGUUUUUCGAUUGUUUAUGCAUCAUUAUUAGUGAAAACAAUAUUUUUAUUAUCAUUACAUCAAGGUUGUUAUCUUAGUGCUGAAUAUCAGGCAUUAUUAUUAUUUUUUAUUAUUUCAACACAAAUUGCUAUCGAUAUACAAUGGUUAUUAAAUCAACGGUCAACAUUAAUUAUUGAUUAUUGGGAUGGUUUUGGCCAGGCUGUUUAUCGUUGUGAUCAUUCUACACAAAAUUUACUUUGGUCAUUAUCAUAUAUCAUAUUAUUAAUUGCCAUUCUAUCAAUAAUGACAUUUCGUAUACGUGGUUAUCGUGAAAAUCAUGGUGAAGCAUUAUUUUUAGGUAUCGUAUCCAUACUGCAAAUAUUUGUUUGGUUUGUAUGGAUAACCGGUACAAUGACAAGUACACCACAUUAUCGUGAUGGUUUUACUGCAUUUGGUAUUGUUGCAAAUGCAACAAUGAUUUUUAUGAUAAUGUUUGUACCAAAAGGUAGACAAUUAGCUGCUGUUGGUGGUCGAAAUAGUCAUGGUCAUUUUAGUCAUCAUAAUAAUCAUCAAAAUGAUGGUUCCGGUGGUGAUAAUGAUGAUGAUGAUGAUGGUCAUAAUGUUUUAGCUGUAACAGGUGUUUUAGAUCAAUUAUCAUCAUUAGGUUCAUCACCAUCAAUUUAUUGUGGUAUUGGUGGUGUUGGUGGUCAACAUUCAUUUUUAAAUUUAAAAAGUGGUUCAAUAUCUGGUCAAAUGGCAUCCAUAAAUCAUCAAAAUCACCAUCACCUUAAACAUCGUAAUAAUAAACAAUCAUCAUAUGCAUAUCAUAUAUCGAACGGUAUAAUCGAUAAUAACAAUCGAUUAUUAUCAUCGAUACCAUCAUCGAAUAAUAAUAGUUCAUUAACAUCGGCUACAUAUUAUAAUUUAUAUCAAAAAUUCAAUAAUCAUCAACAGAAUAAUGGUACGGAUACAUCAUUAACAACAAGUCCAGAAGGUAUUGGUACAACAUCGACUACAUUGACAGCAAUGAAUGGUCAACAAGGUCAAAAUAGCUGUAGUGGUCAACAAACACGAUCAACAUUAUCAAAUAGUUUUAGUAAUAAUGCUAUUUCGACUGUAUUUAAUUAUCAACAACAACAACAACAACAAUUUUUAGAUAAAAACAACGAUCAUGGUGAUAAUUUCGAUAACGACAUCGAUGAUGAUGAUGAUGAUCCAAAUUAUUCAAAUUUAUCAACAAUAUUUACAUCAUCAUCAUCAUCUACAACAACAACAACAAAUAUAACAACAACAACCGCAACAACAACAACAACAACCGCAACAACAACAACAACAACAACAACAUUAUCAUCAAAAGAUGAUGAUAACGAUAUGAAAACUAGUCCAAUUAGUGAAAAUAAUUCUAAUCAUUCUUCAUCGUCGACAUCAUCACAAUCAUCAACAUCAACAUCAUCGGAUCCUGUUCAUAAACAACGUGCACUGCCAUUACCAUUAUCAUCAUCAUAUCAUCAAUUGAAAACAAAACAGGAACGAAAUUCAGGAAUUUCUAAUAUGAUCAAACAACAACAACAACAGCCGAUUAUGUCGCCAAACGAUCCUACGGCCAUACAAUCAUUACAAUCAUCGACUAUAUUAACAAAAUUAUUAUUACAACAGCCACCGAAAAAUGCAGGUAGUGGUUUUUUCUAUUUACAACCACCACCAUUACCUCCGUCAUCAUCAUCAUCAUCAACAUCGGUUCCUGCGGCCACACCGCAGCCAUCAACGACAGCAACGACCGCGAUUGAUUCAACCAUAAUGAAUGGUGGUGGCGCUGCUGGGAUAUCAUCACGUCAAUCAUAUCGUCAAUCAUGUUAUACAGCUCAAGCAGCCAUCGGUGUUAAUCAUCAUCAUCAUCGUCAUCCACAUCAUCAUUACAAUCAUUAUUAUUCCGGAUCAAAAUCUGGUUUAUAUCAACCUCAUCCAUCAUUACAAUUACCAUUACAACCAUCAUCAUCAUCAUCAUUAUUAUUAACACCAUCAACACCAACUGGUUUGAUAACACCGAUUGGUCAUAUGCCACCACAGCAAUUACAAUUAAUUAGUCCAACAACAACAACAAUUCAGGAUUCAAAUCAACUAAAUUUACAACAACAAUUUGGUUAUUAUUUUGGUCAAUUUGAUCAAAGAAAUGGUCAACAACAACAACCAACAAAACAACAACAAAUGNAACUGGUUUGA